AUGACAUUUACGGAAACGACACAGACUUCUAUUGAAAAGAACGACGACCUUCGUAUUCAGGAAUUAAUCGCAGCUUCUCAAAAGUUACUUAGUCAAAAUACACAACCUCCCACUCCGACCGCUACCUCUAGUUCAGGUUUUAAUUUUCACCCAGAUACUGUGGGUCAAGAGAAGCAACAAUUAAGAGCAAGGAAACCAAAAACAAAAGCUAGUUCUGAACACUUGAACGGCUUCGGAGACGCUUCUGAUAUGUCCUUGCCUAUGUCACACAACGGCUCAACUCCUUCAGUGGUUAGUAUGACGAACGGUUCGACUCCUGCACAUCUUGUUAUCAACAAUGGCACCACCGUUGGAAAUAUAAAUAGUGGUUCGAACUCGCCUAGUUCUUCAGGCUCUUCUACUUCAACGAACAGUAUGAACGGAACGCGAGGUGAAAGAAGAUCAUAUAAAGAAAGAAAUGAUCCCGAGAUUUCCACUAGUCCACCUGAACUCAUAAGAGAUCCAACUUCAGAAUCUUUUUCUACUCAUACACAUAUUUGGCCAAUUGUCUUUGCCGUAGUGCCACCUAUGGGUGCACUUAUUUAUGGUAAAUCUGAUGUUUGGAGCGACUUUCUCUUGUUACUCUUGAUUGCUUUUUACCUAUAUAAUAUUAUUAAAGUCCCAUGGGAACUCUAUUAUGCUGCUAGAUCAAGACGUGUUAUAAACGAAAAUCUUCCAGGCCAGACUGCAGAUCCGGCUCAAGAAGCUCAGCGAAACCAAGCUGCAAAAGAACUUCGUAUACAAGAAAUGUGGGCAUUGUUACUUGUGGUUGCAUCACCAAUAAUUGGUGGUUAUGCUUUGCACGGUGCAAAAAUGUACUUGACUGAUUAUGAUAAAUACAUCUCCCAUUUCAAUAUUAUGUUGUUCGUAUUUGCAGCUGGAAUUCGUCCUUUGAUGCACAUUGCUAACCUCGCUAAAAAUCGAACUUUACAUUUACAAGAACAAGUUCAUUACCCUAGUACUGAAGUAGAAUUAUUGAAACGACGUGUACAACAUUUGGAAUAUGAAUUUUCACAAUUACGUCGUGGUUUUGCAACAAAACGCGACGUUAUAAAUGUACGCGAUGGAUUUGAACCAACAAUAACACAGUUAAACAAAGCAGUAAGAAGAUAUGAGAAAAAAGAACAAUAUCUCCGAAAUUAUUCAGAAGAAAGAUUUGCUUAUUUAGAAUCUAAACUUCGAGAAUUUGACACGAUUAUUUCUUACAAAUUACAAGAUGAACAAAUUAGUGUUCCACGUAAUAUGAUGCAAUUUAUGUUCUUACCAUUUAACAUUGCAUUCACUAUACUGGGCUAUGCUACUUACUUCUUACCGAGAUCUUUACGGGGUGCAAGACCAGCUCCAAUGCUACAGCCUGCUUCAAAUUCUGAUGAUGAUGAUGGCAAUAGAUCAAAUGGUGAUAUGUCACAGCAAGAAAUUUCAUUCUCUGGAAGUUUACAAAAAUAUUAA
Messenger RNA from Dentiscutata erythropus, 1488 nucleotides. The record is from the annotation of a GenBank genome assembly. NCBI's taxonomy places the organism in Eukaryota, Fungi, Glomeromycota, Glomeromycetes, Diversisporales, Gigasporaceae.